Messenger RNA from Pseudo-nitzschia multistriata, 2855 nucleotides. The record is from the annotation of a GenBank genome assembly. NCBI's taxonomy places the organism in Eukaryota, Bacillariophyta, Bacillariophyceae, Bacillariales, Bacillariaceae.
CCGCUUGUGGAUGGAAAGAAAGAACUCGGCAAAGCAACAUCUCACCGGCACGGCACGGUAMGGUAGGUUGUCACGAUCCUUCCUGCCUUGGAUCMUCGCUUCGUUCCACUCGGGUUUGUUCCGCUUCCACKGCAGCCGUUGGGCAGUAGCGCACAACACGGACGCACAGGCUCGAAUCGGCGCCACACAACAUUACAUUACACAACACAACACAACACAACACACACGCCAUGUCCCCCGGCGAAAACAAAYCUCCCCACGCCGCAACAGMAACAGCAACAGCUACCACCGGGMUCGAUCCGGGCCUCCUGGAGGGACUGACCGAGGCCCAGAAACAAGAGGCCCUGGCUGCGGCUUCCGCCGCAAAGCGGGCGGAGGAACGCGCCGAGCGGCGGGCCCUGGAGAGGGCGAUCGAGCGGCGGCGGCUGGAGCGCCUGGGGGAGGCGUCCGGAGGCAGCAACAGCAGCAGCAACAGCAAUAAGAACAAGAACAAGAACAACGGAGCAGCUCCGGCGCCAAACCCGAAACCCCACGGGGGAACCGCCGGCACCGGCCCCCUCGCGGGCCGCGUGCGGUUCGUUUCCAARCGGCAGCGGGCCGCGCAAAAGGAAGCGGGCGAGAGGCCUCCCAAGCAGUCCAGGAACCCGGGGCCACCCCAACCRGCAAGCAGCGGCAGCAAUCGAAAGAACARCAACAACAACAACAACAACAACAAUAGCGGCGGCGGCGGCGUCUCCUGGACGGACCGGGACCGGCGGGCCGUCCGCGACACCUACCUGGGGGGAUCCAAGGCGGUGAACAUGACCCACGAGGAAUUCGACGAGCAGAGGAGGCUCCUGAAAAAGAAGCACCAGAAGAAGAGCAAGACCGGCAAGAAGACGAACUUUCGCUUCGAGUGGGACGACACCGACGACACCCUGCGGGCGGACGAUCCCCUCUACAACGGGCCCUCCCUCGGCCGCGGAGCGGUCCGUCCCGAUCGCUCCGGCCGAAGCAGCGGGGACCGGAACGCAAGGGGCGGACGCUCGGCCAUCGAGACCAAGCCGCGGGAAAGCAUGACCUCCCGCGACUGGAGGAUCUUCCGGGAAAACCACAACAUCGUCUGCAAGGGCGGCAGGGCGCCCCCCCCGCUGCGGAGCUUCCGCGACGGGGGCGUGCUCCACCCCUCCCUGGUCGAGGUCCUGUACGGGCCCAUGGGCUACCGGGACCCGACCCCCAUCCAGAUGCAGGCCAUUCCCAUCGGCCUGCAGMGGAGGGACCUCAUCGGGAUCGCCGAGACGGGGUCGGGAAAGACGGCGGCCUUUGGGAUCCCCCUGGUCCAGUAYCUCUUGCAGCUGCCGGGGGCCCUCACCUCCCGGGAGCGCGUGGCGGAGUUUGGCCCGCUGGCGAUGGUCCUGGCGCCGACCCGGGAGCUGGCCCUGCAGAUCGACGGCGAGUUCCGCAAGCUCCUGCAGUUCUCCUUUGGGAACGGCGGAAGCGGCCGGAGGGACCAGCGCGGAAGCAACCACAACAGCAACCACAACAGCAACCCCAUCGUCUGCUGCUCGAUCGUGGGGGGACAAAACAUGACGGCCCAGGCCCAGCGGCUCCGGGACGGCGUCCACGUGGUGGUGGGAACCCCCGGGCGGAUCAACGACUGCCUCGAGAUGGCCUACAUGGUUCUCAACCAGUGCCUCUACACGGUGUUGGACGAGGGCGACCAGAUGAUCAACAUGGGCUUUGCCCCGCAGGUCGAGUCGAUCCUCGACCACAUGGGCGGAUCGCUCAAGUCGGAGGACGAGAACGAGGCCUACCGGCAGGAGCUGGCCGACCUGGAGCGGCUCAAGACCCUGGCCGGGAAGGCGUCCCGGGCCUCGCAGGAGCUCCCAAAGCACCGGGUGACGGCCAUGUUCACGGCCACCAUGCCCCAGGAGGUCGAGCGCAUGGCCAAGCGGUACCUCCGCCACCCGGCGGUGGUCAGCAUCGGGGACCGCGAGACCCGGAACAACGCCCGGAUCGUCCAGAAGAUCGUCUUUUUGUCGAGCCCCUCCCAGAAGGAGGAGGCCCUCCGCAGGCUGGUCCUGGACCCCCGCUUCCUCCGCGAGAAGGUCAUUGUCUUUGUCAACGAGAAGAAGCACGCCGACGGGAUCGGCCGGGCCGUCGAGCGCUUCGGCCGCCGCUGCGUGGUCCUCCACGGGGGCAAGAACCAGGACGAGCGCGAGCACAACCUGGGCCUCUUCCGGCAGGGAGGGGUCGUCCUGGUGGCGACGGACGUGGCCGGCCGCGGCCUGGACAUCCCGGACGUUGCCCACGUCAUCAACUACGACCUGCCGACCCGGAGCAUCGAGACCUACACCCACCGGGUGGGCCGGACCGGYCGGGCCGGGAAGGAGGGCCUGGCGACCUCGCUGCUGACGGAGGAGGACCAGGGGAUCAUGGGCCCRCUGAGGACCUACCUGGAGAACACCGGGAGCGAGGUCCCGCAGCGGCUGGCGAGGCACCCGGCGGCCCAGUCGGGGGAGGCUUCCGGGGGGAACCUCAUCUACUGAUGCUUCCUCCUGCUCGUGUUGUGGGAAGGCCUGGUUUCGCAACCACCACCACCGGGCCUUGGAAGCGCAGAUUUGCGAGAUUCACGAGGCUAGUGUUUCCAAACAAUCCUACCKCAAAAACAUAGAUUCACUAGAUUAGCAAAGUUUCUUUUCCUACUCGAUGAGAAAACCAAAGAGCUAUGCUUUGCCGAAAAUCGUUCUUGCCGACCGUUGUAGAAUUACGUUUGUCAAGCAGAUGGAGGCCGUAAAGCAUGAUCUAAUCCUUAUACAAGGCCACCGACCGUGAUCCAGGCAGCGGASCCGGCCGCACGAUGUAUUUUUAGUUGU